AUGAGCAAAACUGGCGCCGUCGGUCGCGGAUUGUACGCGCUUGUCGCGUUUUUUGUAAACUGGACGCUUCGCAUCGGGAUGAAUGUGUCAUUGGCGGUGUCGGUUGUGAUGACCGUCUACGCGGUGACACAGUUCUCGAAAGAAGCGCUUAAAGAGAGAAAAGAGGUUCUCGACAUCAUCUACUGGCGCGAUCCAAAGAAAUCAGCUGUUGCCCUCUCGCUCGCCUUGAUAGCCUUGUUUGUUCUUGGCAAGUACCCAAUCCUCUCUGUGCUUGCCUACACCGGACUCGGCGUUCUUGCCGCCACUCUUGGAUUCAGAAUCUUCAAGACGAUCGAGGCUCAGAUUAAAAAGACUGGUGGUGAGAAUCCGUUCCAGGAGAUUCUUGCCGAAGAAAUCGCCCUUCCACAAGAGAAAGUUCACGCUCAGGCUGAUGUGCUCGUUGAGCAUGGAACGUAUUUGGCGAAUAAGCUCAAGAAGAUUGUGUUUGUUGAAAGCAUCCUCGAGUCGGCGAAAUUCGGACUUAUCCUCUGGUCGUUGACCUACAUCGCCUCGUGGUUCUCUGGAUUCACCUUGGCUCUUCUCGGAGUUAUUGGAGUGUUCUCGAUUCCAAAGAUUUACGAGACCAACCAGGAAGUCAUCGAUGCUAACCUUGCGCUCGUCUCCGGACACCUUCAGAAUGUUCAGAACAUGCUCGAGGAGAAACUUCCAUUCCUUCGUCGUCCAGUUGCCGCCGAAGAAAAGAAGGAUCAAUAA
Molecule: messenger RNA, 753 nt
Organism: Caenorhabditis bovis
Lineage: Eukaryota; Metazoa; Nematoda; Chromadorea; Rhabditida; Rhabditidae
Source: the annotation of a GenBank genome assembly